UUCAGAUUAGGGCUUUUGGAUCCCCUAAAGCCCUAAACCCCGAGCGAUGAAGAUAGCGCUGGGGAUAGAGGGCUCCGCGAACAAGAUCGGCGUCGGCAUUGCCAAGAGCGAUGGGACAAUCCUCGCCAAUCCGCGGCGCACCUACAUCACUCCACCAGGUGAGGGAUUCCUGCCGCGCGAGACGGCAAUCCAUCACCAGCAGCAGAUCUUGCCCCUGAUCAAGGCGGCGCUGGACGAGGCCGGGCUCGCCCCGGGCGACAUCGAUUGCCUGUGCUACACUAAGGGGCCUGGGAUGGGAGCGCCGCUCCAGACAGUGGCAGUGGUGAUUAGGGUUCUAUCGCUGCUGUGGAAGAAGCCCAUCGUGGCUGUCAAUCACUGCGUGGCUCACAUUGAGAUGGGGAGAGUCGUAACUGGCGCCAGCGAUCCAGUGGUGCUCUAUGUCAGUGGUGGGAACACGCAGGUGAUAGCUUACAGCGAAGGGCGCUACAGGAUUUUUGGAGAGACGAUUGAUAUCGCUGUGGGGAAUUGCCUGGAUCGAUUUGCCAGAGUUCUCAACAUCUCCAACGAUCCAGCUCCGGGUUAUAACAUCGAACAGCUCGCGAAGAAGGGGAGCGAGUACAUUGAGCUGCCUUACGUGGUGAAAGGAAUGGACGUUUCUUUCAGUGGCAUUUUGAGCUACAUUGAGAGCGUUGCGACCGAGAAGCUGGCAGCCAAGGAGUGCACUCCAGCUGAUUUGUGCUUCUCACUCCAGGAGACUGUGUUCGCGAUGCUGGUGGAGAUCACAGAACGAGCAAUGGCCCACUGUGACAAGCGAGACGUCCUCAUCGUCGGCGGCGUUGGAUGCAACCAGAGGCUGCAAGCCAUGAUGCAGGUGAUGUGCGACGAGAGGGGAGGCAAGCUCUUCGCGACGGACGACAGAUACUGCAUAGACAAUGGAGCCAUGAUCGCGUAUACUGGGCUCCUGGCGUUUGAGGCUGGCAUCACUACUCCACUGGAGGAAUCGACGUGCACUCAGCGGUUCCGGACUGACGAUGUGUUGGCCGUGUGGAGGAAGUGACAAGCUCGCUCGACUUUGUGGGAAUUCGCAUUCCCAUCCGGGUUUCUACGUUGAUCCAGAAGAGGUACUUUCACUGGAGUUCUUUUUGCUCUCACCUCUAGACUUGAGCUGGUUGUGAAGUCGUCGAUCACUCGAUAGUUCUGGCAAGAUAAUCAUAUCGAUGGCGAUCACACCAAGUCUCACUCGGAGCUCUCAAGCAAGCCGAGGAUUACUUACUCCGGAUUGACCGGAGAAUAUUCUUACAAUAGCAGCGAAUCUGGAUAAUGUAAAGCCCUAAUUUCUUCUGUGUGGAAAUGGGAACGAGGGCGAGGGCGCUGGCGCUCUACCGAUCGUUACUGCGAUCAUCUCGGACAUGGCCGGGUCCGGAGAACGAGAAGCAAUACAUCAAGGACGAGGCCGUGCAGCUCUUCCGGAAGAACCAGCAUUUGUCUGAUUCCAAGCUGAUCAACGAGAAGAUAUUUGAAGGGGAGACCCGGUAUGAGAUCGCUUGGCACUACAAGAUCCCAUACCCGCGGCUUCACAAUCUUUCCACGGGUUCUGUCGCCGAAACAUCGCAUCACAGAGUUAUAGGCCCGGAUUACAAGGUCCCCGUGGAGGACGAUGGAGAAGUUCCCGGGCUGAAGACUAAAUCGAGCAAUGGAAACAGGUGCUACGCUUGAGAAGUAAAACCUCGUGUAUAAAACUCUCGUACGGAAUGAUUAUUCUAGAGAAUAUGCUGAUCCGGCCGAGAA
This is a messenger RNA of Selaginella moellendorffii, 1788 nucleotides long. RefSeq names its product probable tRNA N6-adenosine threonylcarbamoyltransferase. Gene Ontology annotation, biological process: tRNA threonylcarbamoyladenosine modification. The record is from RefSeq and is a predicted model, not a curated record. Lineage: Eukaryota; Viridiplantae; Streptophyta; Lycopodiopsida; Selaginellales; Selaginellaceae. Gene Ontology annotation, cellular component: EKC/KEOPS complex; cytoplasm. Bases 47 to 1057 code for a protein of 336 amino acids. The transcript is spliced from 6 exons.